Molecule: messenger RNA, 3076 nt
Organism: Xenopus laevis (African clawed frog)
Lineage: Eukaryota; Metazoa; Chordata; Amphibia; Anura; Pipidae
Gene: p3h1.L
Product: prolyl 3-hydroxylase 1 L homeolog
Biological process (GO): collagen metabolic process
Cellular component (GO): endoplasmic reticulum
Molecular function (GO): procollagen-proline 3-dioxygenase activity; oxidoreductase activity, acting on paired donors, with incorporation or reduction of molecular oxygen; L-ascorbic acid binding
Source: RefSeq, marked provisional
CGAAGUGGUGCAAAAGUUGUUGCCCCUCACAGACAUGGCGCUGUCCUUACUCUUCACCGGGACGUUUUUCUUUCUUCUCAGCGCUGAGGUGCUCGAGGCCCGGCUGGAGCCCUAUGACUCUCUGUAUGACAACGGCGUGCAGGCGUAUCAUCGCGGCGACUGGCAUUCCGUUAUCCUCUUUAUGGAGAAGGCGCUGCGGAACCGUGAGCUCCUACGGCGCCACCACAUCAGCUGCCGCCUCCAUUGUGCCAACCACACCGGCGGCUUCUCCGAUCUGCCCCUGAACUGGGGACCCGUGCAAGACCUGACAUUCUUCCAGAGGCUCCUGGAAAGAGCCGAAUGCCUGAAACGCUGCGAAGAGGAGAAGAUCGGGGCCCCGUCUGACUUCUAUAUUACCAGCCAGGAGCUGCAGUUGGAGUUCAACAAGCGCAGCCCCUACAACUACCUCCAGGUGGCUUAUUUCAAGAUCCAUAAAAUUGACAAAGCAGUGGCUGCUGCAUACACCUUUUACAUUGCGAACCCAGAACACAUGGAAAUGAGACAGAACUUGGAGUAUUACAAGAUGAUGGAAGGUGUUAAGGAAUCUGACUUUAGGGAUCUGGAAGCAAAACCCCACAUGCACGAGUUCCGUUUGGGGGUGAGUUAUUACACAGAUGAGGAGCCAGCACCUUCUAUUGCACAUUUUGAGAAGGCUUUGGAGGAAUAUUUUGUAGCUGACCUUGAGUGUCGGAGCAUGUGUGAAGGGGCCUAUGAUUAUGAUGGUUACAACUACAUGGAUUAUAAUUCUGAUUUAUUCCAGAGUAUAACAGAUCAUUAUGUUCAAGUUAUGAACUGCAGGCAGAGCUGUGUAACAGAGCUAGCAUCACAACCAGGACGUGAUAAGCCAAUUGAAGAUUUCCUCCCCUCACACUUAAACUACUUGCAGUUUGCAUACUACAACACUAAUAAUUACACAAAAGCAAUUGAAUGUGCAAAAACCUUCCUGCUAUUCUUCCCUAAUGAUGAGGUUAUGAAUCAGAAUUUGGCUUACUAUGCUGCUGUACUUGGAGAAGAAGAGGCAAAGUUGAUUUUUGCAAGAGAGGAUAUUAAUGCUUAUAUUCGAAGAAGUGUGCUUGAGAAAGAACUGCUUUACUUUGCCUAUGACACCUUUGGAAUUCCUUUUGUCGACCCAGAUAGCUGGACUCCAGAAAAUGUUAUACCAAAGAGGCUUAGAGAAAAACAAAAGAUGGAGAGAGAGACAGCAGCCAGAAUUACUGAAGAGAUUGGAAACCUGAUGAAAGAAAUAGAAAAUCUUGUGGAAGUGAAGAAUAAAGAAACCUUCGAUUUAACAAGGACAAUACAUGAAGGUGGUCCAGUUUUGUUUGAUGGAGUCAACGUAGUGAUGAAUUCAAAGAUACUAAAUGGGUCUCAGCGAGUUGUUACAGAUGGCGUUAUCUCAGAAGAGCAGUGUCGGGAACUUUUAAGACUUACGAAUGCAGCUGCUUCAGCUGGUGAUGGAUACCGUGGAACGACUUCCCCCCAUACUCCAAAUGAAAAGUUUUAUGGCGUUACUGUGUACAAAGCACUUAAGUUGGGGCAAGAGGGGAAGGUUCCUUUAAACAGUGCACUCUUAUAUUAUAAUGUUACUGAUAAAGUAAGAAGAGUGGUGGAGUCAUACUUUCGACUGGACAGCCCACUUUACUUCUCUUACUCCCACCUUGUCUGCCGAACUGCUGUUGAAGAGAAACAGGAUGGAAGAAAGGAUUUAAGUCAUCCUGUGCACGUUGAUAAUUGCAUUCUAAAUGCAGAAGCAAAUAUGUGUAUAAAGGAACAUCCAGCUUAUACUUUCCGUGAUUACAGUGCCAUACUGUAUUUAAAUGGGGAUUUUGAAGGAGGAAAUUUUGUUUUCACAGAACUUGAUGCAAAAACAAUAACUGCUGAAGUGAGACCACAGUGUGGGCGAAUGGUGGGAUUCUCCUCUGGAGAAGAAAAUCCUCAUGGAGUAAAUGCAGUUACUAAAGGCCAGAGGUGCGCUGUUGCUUUAUGGUUCACUCUAGAUCCCCGUCAUAAUGAGAGGGAAAGAGUCCAGGCUGAUGACUUGAUAAAAAUGCUCUUCAGUCCGGAAGCAGAUCUAUUCCAGGAAGAGGCACUAGAGAAAACAGGCAAACCACUUCCUCCAGGGGAGGCCAAUGUGAGACCGUCUGACUCAGAAUCACCAUCUGUGACCCCUGAUGCGAAUGCAAUAGAUAAACAACUUGAUAAUACAGAUUCGGUUGCUGCAGAAAACAAAGACUCCCCUGUAGAACAUGUUCAAGGACCACCUGUGGACUCCAAAUCCAAGACAGAAUUAUAACAUUAACAUGGGACUUUUGGCCGUGCCUUGGAGACUGCUCGGAAUCAGGGAGAUACAUUUCCACAAAAGUGUAACGAAAAACCAAAGCAUAAUGUUAAUGCUUUAAAUUUUGUUUAAAACAUUAGAAACACCCCGAGUCAUGAAUGUUUCAUGUACAAAUUUACAAAGACUUUUAGAUUCUAAGCUAGAACAUAACAACGUGCAUUCUGGCUUGCAAUCUUUGGUAUGUUUUUUUAUUACAGGAGGAGGUGGUUUUGUUUUUUUUAACCAGGCCUUGUAGUCCCAUGCCAUAAGUGAAUACCAAGGGGAAAUAUCUGAUUUACUUGUUGUUUACCCUGAUUUACUAAUAAUGGGUGACAGAUAUGUUCCAGUUUUUGACCUUGAGUGCUUCAUGGAAACAGAUACUGUACUUUUAACAGACGUUGAACGUAUGGGGGAAAAAAUGACAAUUUGGGCUCAAAAUAUUUUUUAAGGCAAAAUUUCUUUGCGUCCUGACAUUUUUGGUGCAGAUGUCAUUCGUUUUUUAAGUGAACAGUGUGAUAAUCUAGGACCUGCAUUGGUUGUGUAUUUAUUUGGAGCUGGUAGACUAGGUAUUUGGAAAACAAGCCAUUGCUAGUUCUUCAUAUUACACUGUUCUGCAUGAAUUUGUUUGUGGUUGUGGAAUGAUUGAGAGAACUCAAUACGUGUGCAAUUUUAUGACUUGAAACUGUGGCUCAUAAAAAUAAAAACUGAAAAUGUUUGGGA